AUGGGUCAAGUGCUUAACGUUGGCGGCGGUAAACUACAAUCGUACAACAAAGCACUCCUUGAGAAAAAGCUCUUUUGGACUCAAGGGCCCUUUACUACCCUCACAAACCAUGUCCAAAGAGUCCUCCCCACUUCGAUCAUCUACGGAGACAAGGGCUUGGAGCUAUGGGCAAGUAUCACACACUUACCAAGCUAUUACCAAACAAGAGGAGAGGCCGCCUUGCUCAUCGAGAAUUCCGAAGAUCUGGCCAGAUGGAUCCAGAAGGAGAGUGUCUUGAUCGACCUCGGCUGCGGGGACAUACGCAAGCUCAUACCAUUGUUGGAAGAACUUGACCGCUUGCAAAAGCCGGUGACUUAUUGUCCACUUGACCUUUCUCAUAAGUCAAUUGAACGAGCUAUGGAGCAGACGAGAGUCUCUCUUCUUCCCUACAUAAGUGUCACCGGCCUAUGGGGCACGUUUGAGGAUGGCGUGGAGUGGGCUAAUCGUGCUUGUGUCGAUCGGCCUAGGGUGUUUCUUGCACUGGGCUCAAUGUUGGGUAAUGACCACUUUGAGGACGCGGUUGAGCGCCUCAAAUGGCUGCGCUCCACAGGCCUUCGCAAUGAACAUGACAGGAUUCUUCUGACCAUGGAUGGGACCAAAGACAUGGACAAAAUUUGCAAGUCAUAUGACGAUGUAGGGGGUCUGUUCACCCAGUUUAUUCGUCAAGGCUUUGAAAAUUCGAAUCAUGUCCUCGGUAACAAUUGGUACCGCCACGAAGACUGGUCCCUCCAACGUAGAUUCACUGAUAACCCAACGAUGCACCGGUUCGUCUUGAAGGCGAAUCAAGGCAUAGAAUGUCCAACGAUGAAUGUGAAGUUCCGCGAAGGGGAUGAAAUUGAUUGUUACGAAGGUUUCAAGUAUGGGCCGGAGGACAUGGCAAGACAGUUCAAGGCAGCUGGUAUCAGAGAGUACGCGCGCUGGAAAGGGCCAGAAGAUGAUAUCUGUAAGUGA
This is a messenger RNA of Fusarium fujikuroi IMI 58289, 990 nucleotides long. RefSeq lists its product as uncharacterized. Gene Ontology annotation, molecular function: methyltransferase activity. The transcript has 2 exons. The record is from RefSeq and is a predicted model, not a curated record. NCBI's taxonomy places the organism in Eukaryota, Fungi, Ascomycota, Sordariomycetes, Hypocreales, Nectriaceae. The coding region runs from base 1 to 990 and encodes 329 amino acids.